Musca vetustissima is the source of this 318-nucleotide messenger RNA. RefSeq lists its product as uncharacterized. The coding region runs from base 1 to 318 and encodes 105 amino acids. NCBI's taxonomy places the organism in Eukaryota, Metazoa, Arthropoda, Insecta, Diptera, Muscidae. The record is from RefSeq and is a predicted model, not a curated record. The transcript is spliced from 3 exons.
AUGAAAUAUUUUAUUUUAAUUUUUAUAUUACAACUAACCGCCACAACUUUUGCAGCUGAAAUUGCUGGCUAUUUUACAGAUCCAGACUUCCCUGGUGCCUGUGUCUAUGAUGAUAUGAUAAUAUGGCCAGAUGAUGUGGGGCAUUCAACAAGCGGCAAAUGUGAACGACUCUAUUGUCUGAAUGAGGAGGGUUAUGGGAAGCUGUUGAGUUGUGGUGUCCAAAAAGCUCCUGCUGGAUGUUGGUUGGGUAAUGUGAUUAAACCAGAAUCUAAUUAUCCGGAUUGUUGUAAAAGAGAAAUUGUUUGUCCGGAAAAGUGA